AUGAGUCAAGGGGGUGGAGAAGCAGCUGAGAAGAAGAGUGAGCCGCCACCAUCCAAGAUUGAGGCAUUGGAUGGCUCCAACUAUGAGGAAUGGAGUGGGCGGAUGAGGAGCGCCUUCAAGCGCUACAAGCUGCUAAAAUUGGCUAUGGAAGAGGAGAAGAUGCCCGAGGAAGGAGAUGCCCGCGAUCGGUGGAUUGAGCGGAGCGCGGUGCUGUACGACUUGAUUCUACAGUCGGUCAACAACGACAUGUUCCAGCACAUCAAGGAUUUGGUGGAGCUCGAUGACUCGGGACCGAAGGCGUGGAAGGUGCUACGCGACGUGGUUCAGCCCAACACGCUGCCGAUGGUGAUCGUAUUGGAGAAGGAGCUGGCUUCCCUCUCCAUGCGGCCAGGAGAUGAUGUGAAGCCGGUCCUUGACAAGGUCAAGGACACCUAUGCAAGGAUGGCAGCGGCGGGCAGCAAGGUGUUGGAGAUGCAUCAGUGCACCAAGAUCAUCUCGGUGCUCGACAACUCGUGGGACAACCUUAUCCCCACCCUCAACGCUCAGCAGGACAAGUGGACGCCUGAGUGGCUACGGCAGCAAAUCAUGGAGGAGGACUUCCGCAGGCGCCACACGGGAGGUGGUGCUGCCAACAAAACUGCUGAGGGGUAUGGAGCUGCAGGAGGCAGCAGAGGAAGAGGGGGAGGGAGAGGCCGAGGUCGCAUGAAGCCGCCAAGUGGUGAAUGUGCACGAGGUGGCGCUGUGCAAGGUUCAGGUGCACAAGGUAAAGCCGACCCUGGGAUGUUCCUCAUGGUUGAGGAUGUGCAAGGGAGUGGGGGUGAUGUGGGUUCAGUUGGGAAGUUUGUCAUGCACCCCCUCACCCACUGGGUGAUAGAUUCAGGUUGCACAAGUCACAUGACCCCACGGGCAGAUUUGCUUGACGAGGUAAAACCCCCAGGGAAGAUCAAGUUUGUGGCUGCCGCUUCAGGUGCUUUGCUCCCUGUGAUUGGUGUUGGGAAUGCCAAGGUCAUGGGGGCCAAUGGGGGGCUUGUGGGCCUGGGGAAUGUGCUAUUGGCAGUGGCAGCGGCAGCGGCUAAAGCAACUGCGGGAGGAGAGGAGACUGCACCAACUGAUGAGGCCCUGGAUGCAGUCAAGAAGGUGCAGCAGUCACAGCAGCUACAUGAUGAGGUGCUUGCUGGUGUGGAUGGGAGUGCUGCAUGGGCAAAGGCUUCAUUUGGGAGUGGUGAGGCUGAUUGGGAGACGUGGCAUGAGAGGCUGUGCCAUGUGAACAUUCCUAUGCUGCAAAAGUUGGUAAAGGAUGGGUGCUUGAAGGGGCUGGAGGUGAAGGGGGCAGCAAAGGAGAUUGGGAGCUGCCCUACCUGCCUUGAGACCAAAUUCACGAAGUUUCCCUUCAGCAGCAGCACGGGACCAGCCAAGGCACCACUUGCACUAGUGCACAUGGAUGUGGUGGGCCCCACGAGGGCCCUUUCUCUCUCGGGCAACCGCUAUUUCCUGACCAUUGUGGACGACCACACACGUGCGGUGUGGGUCUACCCCCUGAAGACUAAGGGGGAGGUGGCAGCGGCUGUUCUCAAGGAGUGGAUGCCGAGAGCUCAAAGGGAGAGCGGACAUAAGGUGAAGGUGAUCCGCACUGACAACGGGGGAGAAUUCAUUGGCGCUGAUUUUGAGGCGGUGCCUCAUGUACCUGAUGACAUGCACUCGUCUUGA
Messenger RNA from Closterium sp. NIES-65, 1707 nucleotides. NCBI's taxonomy places the organism in Eukaryota, Viridiplantae, Streptophyta, Zygnematophyceae, Desmidiales, Closteriaceae. The record is from the annotation of a GenBank genome assembly.